AUGGCCUUGCUAAGGCUCGCAGCUGCAGUAGAAUCAAAUUCCGUACAUCCAGUCGGGAAAGCAAUUGUGGACGCUGCUCAAGCUCUUAAUUGUCAUAAUGCUAAGGUUCUCAUCAGUAUUUUAGUUGUCAGGCUGAUUAAACAGGUAAUAGAUGGAACCUUCCUGGAAGAACCUGGAUCUGGCGCAGUGGCAACAAUUGAUGAUAAAAAGGUUUCUGUGGGUACAUUGGAAUGGAUCACCAGGCAUGGAGUUGUUAACAGUUUACAUCAAGAAGUGGAUAAGUUUAAUAACCAAUCCUUUGUCUAUGUUGGAAUUGGUGAUACUAUAGCUGGCCUAAUUUAUUUUGAAGAUGAGAUAAGGGAAGAUGCUAGAGACGUUGUUGAGAAAUUGUCAAAGCAAAAUAUAGGUGUAUAUAUGCUAUCAGGAGACAAGAGGAAUGCUGCGGAGCAUGUUGCUUCUCUUGUUGGAAUUCCCAAAGAGAAGGUGCUAUCUGAAGUGAAACCAGCUGAGAAAAAAACGUUCAUAAAGGAACUACAGAAGGAUAAGAACAUUGUAGCUAUGGUUGGUGAUGGAAUUAACGAUGCAGCUGCCCUGGCCUCUUCACAUGUUGGUAUUGCAUUAAGUGGAGGUGUCGGGGCUGCUAGUGAGGUGUCUUCAAUUGUACUAAUGCGCAACCAGCUCUCACAGCUAGUUGAUGCCUUGGAGCUUAGCAGGCUGACCAUGAAUACUGUAAAACAGAAUCUUUGGUGGGCUUUCAUAUACAACAUUGUAGGAAUUCCAAUUGCUGCUGGAGCGUUAUUUCCCAUAAAUGGAACUGUACUGACUCCAUCAAUUGCAGGGGCUCUCAUGGGGCUGAGUUCAAUUGGUGUAAUGACAAACUCAUUACUUUUGAGAUUCAAAUUUUCAUCAAAGCAGAAACAAAUAUCGAGAUCAUCGCCAAACACCAAAAUACAUGUGGAGGAUUCUGAUAUGGUACAACAAAACAAGAAAACAAACCGACAUUUUUAG
This is a messenger RNA of Sphenostylis stenocarpa, 1008 nucleotides long. The record is from the annotation of a GenBank genome assembly. NCBI's taxonomy places the organism in Eukaryota, Viridiplantae, Streptophyta, Magnoliopsida, Fabales, Fabaceae.